AUGGCCAGCGCUCACCCGACCUCCAUCCUCUCGCUCCCCAUCUCGCCACGGGCACCCAUCUACCACCUCCCUCCCGACCCGCUCUUCCCCUCGACGAAAUCCCUCCUCGACCUCGGCAAGUACGAUGCACCCGAAGACCUGGGCCAGAACGGGCCGGUCGCACUCAAGGCGGGCGACCCUGUCCCCCCGAGCAUGUUGAGGAGGUCUCGCCAGAUUCGUUCAGGUGGCUGCUUCACCUACACUUCGCCACUUCCCAUCGAGUUUCCCUACAACAUCCGCGAGGAGGGCGCGGGAGACGCGGCGGACACGAAACCGUCGACUAUCGAGACUCAACUCGCUUCGUACGAGAUCUCGACGAGCUUGCCAGUUUGGGACGCUUCGCUCCCGCCGAACAAUGGAGGCGCGCCUGCGACGGCGUUCUCGUCGGAAAAGAGGGAGUCGCCGGCGUACCCCAAGGCGAGGCUGUUGAGCGUCAGUCGCGGACUGUUGAGAGACUGGCUGCCGGACCUCGAGCUGGGCAAAUCGGAGAAGGAGGGAGGCGACGAGGAGCAGCAGAAGAUCAGGCAGCAGUUUGUGGAUGUCGUCGCGGGGAAGACGGUCUUGGCGAGGGAGCCGUCGGAGGCGGAAGACGACCUGGUCAAGGCGAAAGGAUUUGCGCCGUGGUCCCUGUGCUACGCGGGACACCAAUUUGGCAGCUUUGCAGGCCAACUUGGGGAUGGACGAGCUAUUUCGAUUCUCUCGACACCUCCGACGCCCGAAGUCGCAGCCAAGACAGGCUUCCAAGCCAUCGAACUCCAGCUCAAAGGCGCCGGCCGGACGCCUUACUCCCGCUUUGCCGACGGUCUCGCCGUCCUGCGCUCCUCGAUCCGCGAGUACCUCGGUGCUGAAGCUGUUGCGGCGCUCAAGAUCCCGACUUCACGCGCACUUGCGCUCGUCCACAUGCCGUCGGUCAAGGUCAGGCGCGAGAUAAUGGAGGACGCGGCGAUUGUUACGAGGGUCUCGGGUAGCUGGAUCCGUAUCGGCAAUUUUGAGCAGCAGGCCUACCGCGAAGAAUACGACUCGCUCCUCGCUUUGAGCCAUUACGUCGCACACGAAGUCUUCGCCUUCUCCGACUCGAACCCCGCCGGCGUCGGACCCUCGCGCAGUCAGGCGCUCAACAUCGUUCGCGAAGUCGCAAGGCGAAACGCGCUCACUGUCGCGGGUUGGCAGACGUACGGGUUCAUGCAUGGCGUUAUGAACACGGACAACAUCGCUGUGAACGGCGCGACAAUCGACUAUGGUCCUUACGCGUUCAUGGACAUCUUCGACUCCGAGCACAUCUGCAACCACUCUGACGACCUCGGGCGCUACCGCUUCUCGAAUCAGCCGACCAUGAUGCUCUUCGCCGUGCACAAGCUGGGCGAAGCGCUCGCCGAGCUGAUCGGCUGCGAAGUCGAGAUGGCGGAGAAAGACAAGGACGGGUCUGGGUUUGUUGAGGCGCAGAAGGGGUGGGCUGAGGGCGGGCAGGCGGAGAUGGAGCGGUGGAAGGAGCGCGGGACGGAGGAGGUGAACAAGGUCAAGGCGGACUUUGUCGAGAUCUUCCGAGCGGAGUAUCAGAGGCAGAUGCGGCUGCGCCUCGGCUUGACGACAGCGGACGACGGCGACUUCAAGCUCGUCUCCAACUGGCUUGACCUUCUCUCCGAGCACGAGCUCGACUUCACCCGCUCGCACCGCCUCCUCUCGCAGUUCACCUCGACCAGCGAUCCGACGUUCCAGCGCUUGCUCGACGCGUUGAUCCCCUCCGCCUCCUCGUCCACCUCGACCGCGCGCGACAGCCUCACGACCUGGUUCAAGCUGUAUGAGGAGCGCCUCGCGAAAGACGGGUCGGACGCCGCAUCCGACCGCCGCGCGAGGAUGGACGCCGUCAACCCGCGCUUCACGCUGCGCCAAUGGGUCCUCGAAGAGACGAUCCAGAAGGUCGACAAGUCCCCCGACGAUGGCGGGAUCGAGCAACUCGAGCGCGUGCUCGAUAUGGCGCUCAAUCCGUUCGAGCGGUAUGGCGAGCCGGAGGUCAAGGAGGGCGAGACUGAUCAGGGUGUUUGCCCGACAAAGGAGGAGACGGAGAGGGCGAGGUUGUGUGGGACUGGACCGCGUGACUUCCUCGGCUUCCAGUGCUCGUGCUCGAGCUAG
Molecule: messenger RNA, 2169 nt
Organism: Rhodotorula toruloides NP11
Lineage: Eukaryota; Fungi; Basidiomycota; Microbotryomycetes; Sporidiobolales; Sporidiobolaceae
Product: UPF0061 family protein
Exons: 6
Coding region: 1-2169 (722 amino acids)
Source: RefSeq, a predicted model, not a curated record